UUGGUGCCGAACUCUCUUGUUCGGAUUCUUGGUCAACGGGUCGAAGGAGGGAGCCAAGCCGCCAGUAUAAUAUGUAAAGCCCUGCGCGUCCCACGCGGGCCGGCCAUCUGAUCUGUUCACCUGUACCAUUCUCAGUCGUCCCGUCUCUCGUUGGUGUUCCCUGCACGGUUUCUCAGCCUCUCAUUCGCUUCUCGUUCCUAUUUACUAUCAUUCUUCUUGUUGAUAUUUUGCUGGUACAUAACAUUACAAUCCCUGGCCCAAAAUGAAGUCCUUCACCAAAGCCCUUUCCCUGGCAGCCGGCCUGUCCUUGUCCUUUGCCAGUCCCACCCCGGCCGUCUUCCCGAGACAGACCAACAGUUCUAAGAACCUGAUAGUCUUCGGCGACUCUUACUCUACUGUUGGCUUCUGGCCCGGCGGCACCCUCCCGGCUGCCGGAAACCCGCUCGGCAACCCCUCCCUGCCCGGUCAGACCACCUCUAGCGGCCUGAACUGGGUCGGCCAUCUCACGAGCACCCUCAACACAUCGACCAUCUUGACCUAUGACUUUGCCGUAACCGGCGCCACCACCGACAAGGAUAUCGUCGACACUUACGCCCAAUACUGCGUCGACGACCAGGUCGACCAAUACAAGCAGUACGUGUCUAGCGUCGUCAACAAGGACAACGCUCUCGUCGCCGUCUGGAUCGGCAUUAAUGAUGUCGGCGAGCCGUUCUGGGAUAAGGUGUCUGCACCCGUCACCAACAUUAUGGACCGCUACUUUGAGCUCCUUCAGACUCUCGCCGAUGAUGGUCUGAAGAACUUUGUCCUGCUCUCUGUGCCUCCCUUCUCUGACCAGAUUCCCGCCAUGAUCGGCCAGUCCGAGACCGACCUUGCCCGCCUGCGCUCCGAUAUCACCUCGUACAACGACGCCCUCGAGACCCGCCUCGCUACCUUCAAGUCCGCCAACAGCGGCGUCAAGGGUCUUGUCUUUGACACCAAGCCUUCCUUUGACACCGUUGUCGAGAACUUUGCGCAAUACGGCGCCAAGGAUGCUACCUGCUACGGCUCCAGCGAUUGCAUCUGGGCCGACAAUUACCACGCCGGUUUGGCUAUCCACAAGCUUCUUGCUCAGAAUUUGGUCAAGGGUGUUGCUGCGAACUUUAUCUUUUAAGUACGUAGUCUUUUGUCAGAAAAAUGUUGAACAGGAUUCGAAAAUUUGAAUACAUAUAGGCUCUCACAGCUUUCAUUCAGUCUCACCUUGACUUGCCUUGCAUCGAAUUACAAUCAAACCUAAUCACUGCAGAGAUAGUUUCAGCCAGCAAAGACUCAUGAUGACAGACAUCUCGUCGCCAAGGUGAAGCAGAGCAUAAGGUACUGAGCCUCAAACUCAGAAGGCUGGCUCCAGACAUCAGUCCAGGGUUCAAGUAAGAACCUGCUAAACAAGUCCUUUCCUUCAGAUAGAACGCGUGCAAGCUCUGCUGCUUUGUAGUGCAACACGAUCCCAUGGAAUGAGUUGAGUCAUCGGAGGUAAAUUCGAGCUUGUUCACGUAAAGUGAAGCAUUAGACUGUCAUCAAAGA
Colletotrichum godetiae is the source of this 1557-nucleotide messenger RNA. RefSeq names its product GDSL-like Lipase/Acylhydrolase. Gene Ontology annotation, molecular function: hydrolase activity, acting on ester bonds. The coding region runs from base 263 to 1150 and encodes 295 amino acids. The record is from RefSeq and is a predicted model, not a curated record. The transcript has 3 exons. Lineage: Eukaryota; Fungi; Ascomycota; Sordariomycetes; Glomerellales; Glomerellaceae.